Molecule: messenger RNA, 1821 nt
Organism: Carassius auratus (goldfish)
Lineage: Eukaryota; Metazoa; Chordata; Actinopteri; Cypriniformes; Cyprinidae
Gene: foxg1d
Product: forkhead box G1d
Exons: 1
Coding region: 247-1104 (285 amino acids)
Biological process (GO): regulation of transcription by RNA polymerase II
Cellular component (GO): nucleus
Molecular function (GO): sequence-specific double-stranded DNA binding; DNA-binding transcription factor activity
Source: RefSeq, a predicted model, not a curated record
CAUUCAUACCUGAGAGAGAGAGAGUGUGUGUGUGUGUGUGUGCGUGUGGCCUAGCAGGCUGCAUAUAUCUGUCAUGGAAUGAUAAAGCUGUGGUGGGCCAGGUUCUAUAUCAGAUCAGAUCAGAUGUGUGUUAGAUCAAUCCUCUGGAGGCUCCUCCCUCGAUCAGUGAUGAAGGAACCUGUAAUUAGUGAACUCUCUCCUCUCGAGCGAUGUCCUGACACAGCCUCAGAAGUCUGAUGAAGAGACAUGGAUCAGACGGAAUCACCGGCGCCGCAGAAGCCCAGCUGCUUCAGUAUCAAGAGUCUGCUGCGACGACCGGAGAAGCGCGAGCCGCCACCGGGAGACACGGGUCCGGCGGAGGAACCCACCGACACCGCGGAGGAACCGAGCAGAUCCGCGAAGCUCGACAAGCCGCCCUUCAGCUACAACGCGCUGAUCAUGAUGGCGAUCAGACAGAGCCCCGAGAAGAGACUGACGCUGAACGGGAUCUACGAGUUUAUCAUGAAGAACUUUCCGUUCUACCGGGAGCACAAGCAGGGCUGGCAGAACUCCAUCCGCCACAAUCUGAGUCUCAAUAAAUGUUUUGUGAAAGUGCCCAGACAUUAUGAUGACCCGGGGAAAGGCAACUACUGGAUGCUGGACCCCUCGAGCGACGACGUGUUCAUCGGCGGAACCACGGGCAAACUCCGGAGGCGCUCGGUCCCGUCCAGAGGAAAGAUGAGCAUCCGAGGACUGCGGUGUCCCGUGGGGCUGGGGAUGAACGAGACGCCGAACACUCCUCUGUACUGGCAGAUAUCGCCUCUGUUAUCGUUACACCGUCCGCAUUACAACGGGACGCCGCACGGGUUUGUGAAUCCAGCUCACGGUUACGGGUCUCUCGUCCCCGGGGUCGAGCCCGUUCCGGGGAGCUGUGGCGGUGCUCUGGCUCUGACGGACUCUUACGGGAUGUGUUCGUCAGGAUACCUGCAGCAGCACGCGUUCAGCUGUCAGACGUCCCUCACCGACUCCCGGAGGACCGGCUGGGCACCGUUCUCACGCGCCGUUACCGGUGCCUUACCUGCUGCUCUGUCCCGCCGAGACCGAGUCUCUCCGGAGUCCGUUUAAACCCACGGGGAACGUUAUUUCGUUGCGAUGAAAUCAUAUAAUCCUGGACUAAAUGCUUCUUCGCACGGGUUUGCGUCAGAUCGUGCUGUUUACGCAGAAACGGACUCCGGCGCGCACACGACACGCAGUUUAUUCGCCUGGAAAGCGCCAGCGUUUGGGGAAAAAUUACUUUCAUGCGAUUUAACUCCAGACUAUUUAUAUGUCUGAAAUAUAUUAUAUUAUAUUUCAGUCCCGCUGAAAUGAUAUUUGUUGCUGGUCAUAAUUUAAUUGGGAGUCUGAGAAUAAGAUUUAUUUCCGUUUCCUCGGUCCCACUCAUAAGAAAUCUGUCAUGUUUGGUGGUGGAGCUCACAGUUCAAGAGUCCCACAGAUCACAAGCAUUACUUUUGUCUUUUUCAGAUGAAUAAACACAAUAAGGAGAAUCUCUUGUGAGACUGGACUCAGACUUGUUCAAAUUACUAGGCUAUACAUUUUAUUUUACUAAAUGUAGCCUGCCAACAUUAAAGCUGCAGUCGAAUGGUUUUAAAUAUACAAACGAAUUAAAGUCUAGUAUUAAAAUAUUAGGCAUAGGACGCAAUCCGUAAACGAAUAACUGCUAAAUAAACACAUGAUCCAAGAAUCUGUUUUAAUGCAUGCGAUCUAAAGCAGUGUGUUGGUCUGAGGCUGACUGAUUAAAACAUCAACACUGACAGAAAGCAACUCACUUCAGUGGAAGACGAA